This is a messenger RNA of Aspergillus versicolor CBS 583.65, 864 nucleotides long. RefSeq names its product alpha/beta fold hydrolase. NCBI's taxonomy places the organism in Eukaryota, Fungi, Ascomycota, Eurotiomycetes, Eurotiales, Aspergillaceae. The transcript has 3 exons. The record is from RefSeq and is a predicted model, not a curated record. Gene Ontology annotation, biological process: proteolysis. Bases 1 to 864 code for a protein of 287 amino acids. Gene Ontology annotation, molecular function: peptidase activity.
AUGACAAACUACAUAACAAUCAACAAUGCAAGACUCGCCUAUGACAUCUCAGGCCCAGACGAUGGUCCUUUAAUAAUAACCCUGCACGGCGGCCGCGGGUUCGGCGACCAUAGCUCCGACUUCAGCGCAUACUCAGCCUUAUCCACGCACAACCGGGUCCUCUCAUUCACGUAUCGCGGACACGGACUCAGCUCAGCAACGAAGCCGUAUACAUUCCAGCAAAUCGUGAACGACAUCGAGGGUCUGCGGGUGCAUUUCACCGGGAGAAAUAAGAAAGUCGUCAUAAUCGGGGGCAGUUUCGGCGGGUUCCUGGCGCUGCAGUACGCGGUGACUUAUCCGGAUAAUGUCUCGCAUUUGGUGUUGAGGGGGACGGCGGCGAGUUGGCAUCAUGAAGCGGAGGCGAUUAGAACGCUGGAAACUCGGCUGCACCGCUCACCGGGGAUGAGCGUUUCCAUGCUCAGGGACAAGAUCUUUGGAUCGUUCGAGAGUAAUGAGGAAUUCCGCCUCGUUAUGCACGCUGCUGCGCCUUUGUAUGCGGAACCGGAGAAUUUCGAUGCGGAUCGCGCGCUGAAGAGGAGUUUGGAAACGGUGUUUAAUGCCGAAGCACAUAAUGAUCUGUACUCUGCCUCGGAGAAGUUCUUCGACUACAGGGAUCAGCUGAAGAAUAUCACGGCCAAGACGCUGGUCAUUGUGGGAGAGAAUGACUGGAUCUGUCCAGCAGAGCAGUCGAGGAUUAUUGCAGAUGGGAUUCAGGGUGCAAGGCUGGUGAUUGUCCCGGGGGCGAACCAUAGUGUGCAUUUGGAGAAGAAUGACAUUGUGCUGGCGGCUGUGAGGGAGCUGCUGACUAGCAGGUCCUCGCAGUAA